AUGUCCUGGGCGACGUUCGCGGUUGCUUCCGGUGGUGGCGGCGGCGUUGGCGUUGGCGUGGAGGGGUCCGGACGCGGGGCACCACGGCUCGUCGCCGCCUUCACUUUCGUCCUUUUGGGACCCGUACUCUUCGGUCUCGCACGGGGUGCCUUCGGCUUCGUUGCCACCGCCGAGACAUCACCGGUGGACGCGGCGGCACCGGAUUGUGGGACCACAUGCGUUCCCGCGCGCCGCCGCUUCACCCCGCUCGUUGCCCCGACCGUCGUUGCUUCCUCUGCGGGGGUCGCAGGGGUGGCAGGGGUCGCCGGGGUGGUUGGUGGAGCGGCGGAAGCUACGGCGACCACGGGAGAGGGUGGCAGCGCCUGCGAGGUAGCAACGGCGGCCGGCGGGGUCAAUUCGAGACUCAUCGGGGAGAAAUCGGAGGGUGGCGGCGCAGAGGAAGGUGAGGGCGCACAAAUCGGAGGCGGCGGCGGCGGUUGGGAGGGGCUGAAAGUUCCCUCGCGCGCAAACUAG
Lolium perenne is the source of this 513-nucleotide messenger RNA. The record is from RefSeq and is a predicted model, not a curated record. Lineage: Eukaryota; Viridiplantae; Streptophyta; Magnoliopsida; Poales; Poaceae.